Pocillopora verrucosa is the source of this 2264-nucleotide messenger RNA. Lineage: Eukaryota; Metazoa; Cnidaria; Anthozoa; Scleractinia; Pocilloporidae. The record is from RefSeq and is a predicted model, not a curated record.
AAUAUUUUGUUAGUUAGAACUCUGAUGCAGUAAAUUAUCCAAUAACUGCGUGGAGUAGGGAGAUUCGCCAGAGAUGAGCGACUCACAAGACCGUGACACAAGUGUUGUUUGACAAAAUAAAUAACAGAUCAACGGGAAAUACCGUACGUUGAUUGGUCAAAACAUAGUGACGUCAAUUCUCGGAAAAGGUAGGGGACUCCCCAAAAUAUCAUGUGAAAGCUAGAAAGUGCCACUUUCCUCGACACUCAACUGAAACGUAAGCUGCAAAGAGUACAGAAGUCUCUUCCAUUUGAAACAAAGGCUUAAGAUUUUUUCACUACAAAGUCGCAGUACCUUUACUCAAGACAUUAUUCCGCAGCAAUUUCAUGAUGCCAGCGGAAAGACUUCGGCUUCGCGCAUGGAUUGAAAAACAAGCAGACAGCGGAAAGCUACCGGGUCUCGAGUGGGACGACCGAGAGAAAGGCAUCUUCAAAGUAUCGUGGAAGCAUGCCUCAAGGCAGUGCUGGUCCUACCCUAAAGACGCCUGCGUCUUCGAAGGUUGGGCCAUACACAGUGGUCGCUACAGGAAAGGACACGACAGACCUGAUCCGCGGCGUUGGAAGGCGAAUUUUCGAUGUGCUCUGAACGCCCUCCCGGACAUCGUCGAGCUUCCAAAUCAAGGAAUAGCACGAGGCCAAGACGCUUAUAAAGUCUAUCAGAUAGUGAAGAAAACAGCCAAGAAAGACUUACAUAACAAACGACAAAAUAAGGCGCCUACAGCAUGUGCCUCAACCAGCACUGUUACAACUCCAAAUGUGACACCUCCGACGAGAGAACACUCCUCAGCAAAGAGAGCGGCUAGAAGUGAUCCUGGCCCGAUGAGGAACAGGCAGAGUAUAGGGGAAACACCAAGGAAGGCUCCUUAUUACCCUCUAUCGGGUACUAAACCCUUCAAUGGCUUUGGGUUUUGGCCAACCUUUCACACCUGGCCACAUCUGUUGGAUCACGAUUACAUGACCCCAUGGUUCGACCCAAGGCCUGAAAUGAAAGACAUUGGCGUUAUGACUCAACCAGGUAUUAAACAGGAACCUUUGUCUCCAGAUGAUGGGAUGAUGCCUUCAUGCUCACGAGACCUUAAUGAAUUGGAUGAGAGUUCCACAGAGGGCGCCAAAGUAAUAGUCAAAGAGGAAGACGAAGUCCCCAGUGAUCAAGAAAUCAUCGAUUUGGUGGACCAAAUGUCAGAGCAGAGUGGGUCUUCACUUGACGAAAUGGAAGGAAUGGAGGGUUCCAAUGAUCCUGAACAAGAGUUCGCUGACGAGUCUUCUUCUCCAAAGAAGGGCCCUCCAUUGCAGUUGGUCUUGAAGUCCGAGGGCUCAACUAACUAUGGGAAUGAAUACUCUGCUACCCUUCCUUUGACACCAGACUCCACUCGGGAAAUUUUAAGCGUCAUUAACAGAUCGUAAGACAGUUAAGAACUCUUGUCGAGAUUUAAGUCAGUACAGUAAGCUUUAAUAAGCAAAGGGAAUGAAUUUUCUCACAUGAUAUAGGAGAGCAAAAUAAAUGAUUAUAAGAGGGCAACUUAUGACCGGCAUGAGUGACCAUCCUCUUCAGUGGAUGCCGGCCCAAAGGCGACAAACGUAGUGACUGCCAAGACUUCUAUCUUCGUAGGUUUUGUGUCAUUUUUGUUCAGGUUUAGCAGUUCCCUAUGCUCACAGAUUGUUUGAUAUAGUAAGAAUCCGGUAAGUAAUGUAUUUUAAAUUGAAUUAAGUUGAGUGGUAGAUACAUCAGCGACCGUUUUGGAAUUUAAACCUCUCUGUCAUAUAACUCUUUCAAGGAAAGCUCAGAUUUUCUAGAAAUGAUCACUUCUAUCGAAAAAUUAGUGGUAAUUCAUCUUCAAUCACCCGCAGAUAUUUUACCACCAAUGUGUACAUGCUUGGCAUGUGCUGGCACAAAGCAGUUCUUGGAUUAAGUGGCAGACAUCACCAAAUUUAGAAAGAGUUUACUUGUUGUUUCAUCCAGUCAUAUUUUUUGUGAAAAAACUUUUGAUCAGUUGUUGAGUAAAAAUAAUUUGAUAAUUAUUGAAAUUGAGUACGAGAGAAAUUGUGGUAGUACUUCCUUAUGUAAUGACUGAAACUUAGACAUCAUCCACAUUACCGAACCCUGUAAGAAUGGUCAGUGUCAAGUUUCCUUAUCACCUCGUUUGUAGUCUAUAAUUAGGUUCGAAACUGUACGUUAAGCUCCGUCGGAGUGUAAUUCUGUCAUGGAAAAUAAACGAAAUGUGUUUA